GAGGAGGGAGGUGCACACUGCAACAUCGCCUGUGCUGUGUGUGUGUGUAUGUGUGUGUGUAUCGUGCUUUUCGCGACAACAUUUUACACCCGUCAGAAAUACAGCGAGAUUUUUUUUAACUGGGUCAGAGCAUAGACGUAUUGCAGUCUUGGUUUUCUGGGCAACAUUUGUUUGAACAAACCACACUUUCGCACAGCUUUUGACAUUUACAUGUAUAUUCUCUUUCUGCGAGUCGUUUUCGAUGGGAACAUGGCAAUUGAUCGAGCGUCUAGUAUUUGUGAGUAUGAUUCGGAUAGCGGGCAAUAAGCUGGCUUAGGUAGGUGAAAACAGUAUGCGUUAGCUUUUUUGUACUUUGAUGGACUGGUAAUUCACAUGCACAUUUAAAUGAAUGGGAUUUCACUUAUUUAAAACAAAGUAAUACGGACCUAUUGGCACGUGUAAGUUAUGCUACUUCAUAAACACAUAUGUUGAUAUUUGGCUUUGAUUUUUAAGCGCGACUGUUAAUUGGUUUAUUUGAUGUAGCCUGGUUAAAUAUCCUACAUGUGUAUUUCUAAUCUUUAUAAUUGUGUAUGUAAUGGCGACAGUUAUAGGCUUAACUCGGCAUUUGACCCGUUCCUGGUUUUGUAUUUCAUCAGUAGCCUUUCAGCAGUUUUCCCCGUAAGAUUCGGUCAUAUUGAAUACAUUUAGGCUGCCGCUUGUCAGUUGAGGUGGUCGCUUGUGCGCGUGCACACGCACUCUCACUUACACGCAAACGCGCAUUCACUGGCGAACGGAUCAACACGCACGCUGAAUUUACACCAACCAAACCUCUUUUUGGGAUCGUCUCCCUCGCCAACUGUCAGCCGGUGCCAGAAGCUGAGCGGGCGGUGCAGCAGUGUGGGGAUGGCACCGUCAUUCAUUCCUUUAAUUGUCUUGCUGUUCCCACUGCUCACUGUGGCCACACACAAUACAACUGCAGGAGGCUGUGCCAUCAUCCGCCCUCCCAGAGAUGGAGGGAUCAGAUACAGAGGGCUGACACAAGAGCAGAUACGCAGCGUGCAGGUGUUGCCCGUGGACUAUGAGAUUGAGUACAUCUGUAGAGGAAACCGGGAGAUUGUGGGACCCAAGGUGAGGAAGUGUCUUCCCAACAACACCUGGACGGACCUCACCCAACGCAGCAGAUGUUUACUACAGUGCCCAAGAAAGUGGACUUCCCUGGAGAACGGGCGUGUGUCCGAGUGGCCCCCGGGUUCCCUGGUGGAGGGGACCGAGCUGCAGUACAGCUGUCUGCCGGGGUUUGUCAUGGUUGGCAGGAACUCCACACACUGCAACAACAUGGGGAACUGGGACUCCCCGAAACCUGUCUGCCACUACGACAGAAACUACAAAGGCAAGAAGAAGCUCUACAUCGGCGCUCUCUUCCCCAUGAGCGGAGGCUGGCCCGGGGGCCAAGCAUGCCUUCCUUCCGCUCAAAUGGCCCUGGACUUGGUGAACAAGAGAACGGAUAUACUGCCGGACUACGAACUGGAAUUGAUACACUAUGAUAGCAUGUGUGACCCAGGCGAAGCCACUAAGUUGCUGUAUGACCUGCUCUACACAGAACCCAUCAAGAUCGUCCUGAUGCCUGGCUGCAGCUCUGUAUCCACCCUGGUGGCUGAGGCUGCUCGCAUGUGGAAUCUCAUAGUGUUAUCCUAUGGGUCCAGUUCUCCAGCUCUCUCCAACCGCCAGCGUUUCCCAACAUUCUUCCGCACCCACCCGUCAGCAACCCUACACAACCCCACCAGGGUGCAGCUUUUCCAGAAGUGGAAAUGGACCAAGAUCGCCACCAUCCAGCAGACCACGGAGGUCUUCACUUCAACGCUGGAUGAUCUGGAGGCGAGGACAAAAGAGGCAGGCAUCGAAAUCAGUGUUCGUCAGAGUUUCCUUACAGACCCCGCCCCGGCUGUCAAAAACCUCAAGCGGCAGGACGCCAGAAUCAUUGUGGGUCUCUUCUACGAGACGGAAGCCAGGAAAGUCUUCUGCGAGGUGUACAAGGAGAAGCUCUACGGGAAGAAGUACGUCUGGUUCCUGAUUGGCUGGUACGCGGACAACUGGUUCAAGAUCAAGGACCCGUCGAUCAACUGCACGGUGGAGCAGAUGGCAGAGGCGGUGGAGGGCCACGUUACCACGGAGAUAGUGAUGCUCAACCCCGAGACGGUCCGCGGGGCCUCCAACCUGACAUCACAGGAAUUUCUCAACCAGCUGAUGUCCAAGUUGGGAGGGAAGAACCCAGAGGAGACGGGGGGUUUUCAGGAGGCCCCCCUGGCCUACGAUGCCGUCUGGGCCUUGGCUCUGGCCCUCAACAAGACGGUGGGGCCCCUGAAUGCCAAGGGCCGCCGGCUGGAGGACUUCAACUACAACAACAGGGACAUCACGGCCGAAAUCUACCGCGCGCUCAACACCAGCUCUUUUGAAGGAGUGUCGGGUCACGUUGUGUUUGAUGCCCAGGGUUCUAGGAUGGCCUGGACACUCAUCGAGCAGCUACAAGGAGGAAGCUAUAAGAAGAUCGGCUACUACGACAGUACAAAAGGCAAUCUGUCCUGGUAUGGCAAUGACAAGUGGAUAGGUUCUGGCCCCCCAGCAGAUCAGACAGUGGUCAUAGAGGAGUUUCGGUACCUGUCACAGAAGCUCUUUGUUUCUGUGUCGGUGUUUGCUGGCCUGGGCAUCUUACUGGGAAUAGUUUGUCUCACGUUCAACAUCUACAACAGGAAUGUCAGGUACAUUCAGAACUCCCAGCCCUACUUGAACAACAUGACAGCGCUGGGCUGUAUGAUGUCUCUGGCCGCCGUCUUCCCUUUGGGACUGGACGGACACCACAUACACAGGAAGCAGUUCCCCGUUGUCUGCCAGUUCCGCCUGUGGCUUCUGGGCCUGGGGUUCAGCGUGGCUUAUGGCUCCAUGUUCACAAAGAUCUGGUGGGUCCACACCGUCUUCACCAAGAAGGAUGAAAAGAAGGACAAACGGAAGCACCUGGAGCCGUGGAAACUCUACGCCACUGUUGGGGUGCUGCUGGUCAUUGAUGUCCUGUCCCUCAUAAUCUGGCAGAUAGUGGAUCCACUGCACAUCACUGUGGAGAAGUUUGUGAGGGAAGCUCCCAAAGGAGACCUGGAUGUUCUGAUUCAACCUCUCCUCGAACACUGCAGCUCACAGAAGAUGAAUACUUGGCUUGGGGUGGUGUAUGGCUACAAGGGCUUGUUACUGCUCCUGGGUAUAUUCCUGGCUUAUGAGACCAAGUCCAUCUCCACCGAGAAGAUCAACGACCACCGAGCUGUGGGCAUGGCCAUCUAUAACGUCUCUGUGCUGUGCAUGAUCACGGCCCCCGUCACCAUGAUCCUGUCGUCACAGCAGGACGCCUCGUUCGCCUUCGCCUCCCUGGCCAUCGUCUUCUCUGUCUACAUCACCCUGGUGGUGCUGUUCGUUCCCAAGAUGCGUCGGCUGAUCACUCGAGGGGAGUGGCAGUCUGACACCCAGGAGACGAUGAAGACCCAGGGCUCGUCCACCAACAACAACGACGAAGAGAAGUCCAGACAGCUGGAGAGGGAGAACCAGGAACUCCAGAAGAUCAUCCAGGAGAAAGAGGAGAGGGUGUCAGAGCUUCGGAACCAGCUGGUGGAGCGCCAGGCCCUUCGCUCCCGGAGACGACCCUCCGCGGCCAACCAGAACAACAGCACCCCCCUGCUGCCCAUCCCCUCCAACAACGAUCCCAAAUCCCUCGUCCCCCCUCCAGGGUACCCGAACCCCGCGUCGGACAACCACUCGCUCCCCCCGUCCUUCUCCAACUCCUCCAACCUCUACCAGCCCGACGGGAAGAUCAACAGGAACAAUUGUCACACCAGCCGGUUACAGCUGCUCUAUAAGUGAAGUGCGGGACGAGUGCGUCGACUGGGGGGAGGGGGGGGUUGGUGGAUGAGUGGAUGGAUGAGGGAUGGGCUAAGAGACGGGAGUGUGUGGUCUGGGUGCGGGUUGAUCGCAAAUGUGCAAUAGAGUAUGUAAAGGAUUAUGAGUGAUAGAGAGUAUAAUUAGUGAACAACAGAAGGAAAGGCAGGGCCAGGGGUGUGGCCAGGGGUGUGGCCAGGGGUGUGGCCAGGGGUGUGGCCGGGUAGGACUGGGGGUGAGGGAGUGUCUAGCUAACCUUGGGGCAAUACUGCAAAUCAAACUGCAUAUAGGCAGAUCAGUUUCACCUCCACCUCACUUUCUACCUCCCCCUCUCGAUCUCCCAACUUCAGUCUCUCCCCUCCUCUGGUCUCCAGUCAGGGAAGUCCUACAAUAUUACUAACUAAUUCAGUCUUUCAUUUCUAAAUCAUACCGUCCUGCUCUGACCUCCGAACGUGACACACAAAACCAUCUGGAAUUAGUAGAUAUUUGGUCUAGUGAGGUCCAAAAGACUCUAAUCUAAUUUAUCGUUUGAUAUGACACAUCUUUAUUUUAUGUGGAUGAUAAUGCCUGGGAGAAACCAGAUACUACGAUGGAGCGUCUUUUACACUUAGGACUGGUUUCACAGACACCGAUUGAGUCUUGGACUAAAACACCAAGGUCAAUAGAGACCUUGAAGGGCUUUAGUCUGUGCCCCUGAAACUCCUCGUUGAGGUCCUAAGGCGAGAGCGCCUCUGACUUUCAAGGCUCUAAGACGAGCGACUGAUUGUACGGAGACAGAUGAGCCAAGAACACCUUCACCUGAUCCAGAUGUCCGUACGAUGUACGCCAAAAUAUUUUUUUCAUCCCACGUAAAGUGACUGUCUAUUCAUUAUUUUUAAACCAUUUUAAAUUAUUAAUUUUAUAAUAAUCCUAUUACCCUUUGUUCAAAGAGAUAGCUUUUGACUUUAACGUCAUUUCUGUCGAUUUCCCCUCGCUGGGUACGAUAACCUGAGGUCCUUCCAGACUGUCUCCUGCUGUAUGCUGAUAAUUGGGGUCUGUUCCAUCUGCUGUGUAAUAGUUUUGUGGGCUGCAGGUCAGGUCAGGUCUGGUCAGGGUGCAGAUGAGGCCUUUUUUAUUUUUCUAGAAAGUAUGUAAAUUAUGCUGAUUGCCUGAAACAUGACUGGCACUGUUGUUCUAAUGCAAACCACGGCUGUCGCCGAAAGAGAUUUCACACACAAGAUGGAAAGAGAAGUGUCCAGAAAUCCAAACAAAAAAUACCUAUCCAGUUUACUGCAGAAGACAGGCAGCAGGCUGGACCCAUGGAACUGGCAGUAUGACACUAAGCCAUCAGUCACAUUAUUGCCCUUUCUGAACGUUUAUUUUAUGUACCCUUUAUCAAGUUCAAUAAGAAAUACGGCAAAAUUUAUUAUUUCUAAAGUGCAUUUUACACACAGACUAAUUUCAGUCCAAAUUAAAUAGUUACAGGAAACAUGAAUGAGAAGUAAAUGAUGUCCCACUGAGAAAUACUCAGUUUUACAAGGGAAACCCAGUAGCAAGUAAACCAUUACAACAUUUAAAGUGAGUUUUUUAUUCAGUAAUUUCAGAUCAGAGAGCUUGGAGGAGGUAGUAUGCAAAUUGUUAAACCUAAUAUUGAUGCAUUGGAUGUCAGUUUGAGCCUGAAUUAGAAAGAGGAACUCCCAGAAUGCACUGAACUAUUCAAACAGACUUACAAAUAAAAUGUAUCCCAAAUCACACCCUAAUUCAUAUUUAGGGAACUACUUUUGACCUGGGGAGCUAUUUAAGCACUGUGCUUACUUAGUCUCAUGGGUGUUUCUGCUUUGUGGUUUAAUGUUUCUGUUCUCUUAGUGCUAUGCUACUUCCUAACAGACAUACAGGAUCACAUUCAGGGUGGCAAACGUGUUUGGACAGCUUAGCAUUAUGUAAACCAAUCAUGUAUCAUUAGUAAUGAUUAGUAGUAGUUUGCAUAUUCCUUCCAAUGCAAUGACUGCCUGAAUUCUGCAACCCAUAGACAUCAGAUGAUGGGCAUCUUCCCCGCUGAUGCUCUGUGAGGCCUGCAUACAUUUCCCGUUGUUUCAGGGUCAUAUCCGAGCAGACAAGGUGUUUCGGUACCCUGCUAUAAUCACCAGUCCCACCUUCAAUAAAAAAAAAAAAAUCACCAGUUUCAGUUGCAGACCGCAACACCUCCUCCGCCAUGUUUAACAGGUACGGUGGUAUACUUUGGGCAAAUUAGCUUUGUCUCAUCUGCCAAUAGGACUUCACUAAGUAUUUUUUCUUAAUGUACCGAACAGAUUUUAGCACACCAAAUGUUUUGGCCAUUGCUCUGAUCAGUUUGUUAUGAUUUAUUAUCUGCCUCAUGUAGGCUAGCUUGACUUGCACUGAAACAAUUCUUCAGUCCCCAUGUUGUCAGACAGCAGCAGAUGACAACUUCUGCUUAAUAUGCAAACAGUUGUGUAACCAACUGUCCAAAUACUUUUGCACUCUACAUUGGGGGGGAAUAUGUUCAAAACAUGUUAUACUUCCUAAAUAGUUAAUCUGAUAUGGAGGAAAAUAUCUUAAAAUGUAAACUACUUUUACCCCGUAGUAUAAUAAUAAUUGUUACUAUCUGAAAGCUUUUUCCUGUUGGUCUUUUUUUCUCUGUGGUCCAGAGAUAGUGCCACCAAAGCACAAACCACAAACUUGGUUUCGGGCACCUUUCUCUUUUCCGGUUUCAAAUGAAAGUAUCUGUCAGCUAAGUGUGGUUGAAUCAUUGCUACGUGCAAUAGGCUCUGGGUUAACUCUGGGUUCUGUAAAACCAGAGGGUUGGACGGGUUUGAUUGGGGCGGGGGGGCGAAACAGAGAAAGUGAAACUGGUUUGACAAGAUUAUCAGUAUUGGGAUGUUGAGAAAAAGACAGGCAUGCAAUGUUUUGGCCCAUACAAUAGAAUACCUUUUAUUUUCAGAAAGUAAAAAAAUAACGUUUUCCCCCCAUAUAUAAUUUCGGACUUUUCAAUCUACCAGAUGUAAUAUGUCCUCAUAAACAUGUACGCGGUAAAUUAUCCAGUGAUAAAUUAACACAGUAUUAAAGUGGUUCCAUAUCAACACGGUUAAAUCUUGAUUGUUAAACAUUUAUUACCAUGGAUGCUUGAUUAACUAAAAACAAUAAAUCCAUGGGUGAUGACAAAAACACACAGGGCACUCUGGGAAAUAAGGUUUAACAGUGUUUAUUUAUAAUCGCUUUUAACACUCAAUAUUAACAUUUAACACUGGUCCUGUGUGUGUUUUUAUCUAGUUUUAACACUCAGAGUGUUUAGCACUUGGGAAAUUGCUGUGUAAUGGAAACUGGGUUAGGAAUAGUAUGACCUUCAGUCCUUGACCUUCCUUAAGGCCCAGAAUGCUAGCCUUGGCCUUGCUUAACCUUUGAACUAAUGUUUAUUCUCUUGCCUCUGGUACGGUAGCUCAGCUUGUUCAUGACUGCGCUGUGAGUUAUCAUAAGCACUUAUGAAUGUCAGAGUAGUGCUUAUGAAGCUAUAGCGCGUUACCGUGAGAACAUUGUACAAUGCCGCAGUCCUCAUGUCAGAUCUUUUGUUUACAAUCCUUCGUGGUGUACAUCUGUACAUAAUAUUGUCAGUAUUCUGUAUGUAAAUGUAAAGCGAUCUCUGUGUAGUCAAAAUACAGUAAUGAUACCAGUGAUGUUUAUAUGACAUGAGGACAUGCACAUUAUUGACGGUGUGAAUUAUUAUUAUUAUUAUUAUUAUUUAUCUUGCACAUAUAUGCGUACGGUAUUCCUGUCCGGGUAUUUGCAUUGUAUUUAUUAAUAGCUGUGUGGAUGGUUGACACUUGAGAUGAUGUAAAAUGCAACAGGAAUGAUUACAUGAAAAAAUAAAGUAAUCGUUCUUUAUACAGAAUAUGCGUUUUUCCUCA
Molecule: messenger RNA, 7793 nt
Organism: Esox lucius (northern pike)
Lineage: Eukaryota; Metazoa; Chordata; Actinopteri; Esociformes; Esocidae
Gene: gabbr1b
Product: gamma-aminobutyric acid (GABA) B receptor, 1b
Exons: 24
Coding region: 883-3879 (998 amino acids)
Biological process (GO): gamma-aminobutyric acid signaling pathway; G protein-coupled receptor signaling pathway
Cellular component (GO): membrane; G protein-coupled receptor heterodimeric complex
Molecular function (GO): G protein-coupled GABA receptor activity
Source: RefSeq, a predicted model, not a curated record